UAGAUACACGAAGAGUUUUAUUUAUUAGUUGGUUACGCACCUUGGUCGUUCUGUAAUUUAAUGUUUUAAGGAUGAUGAUAAAAGUAGACAAAUAUUGAAAAAAAAAAUGUUAAAGAUCCAUUACCAAGUAUGACUCUCAUAAAGAAUAUGAACUGUUUAAGGAUGAAAUGGAAAGGAGAUUAGUGUUGAUACUUUAUUCAAAACAGUGAUAAGUACGAUUUGCAAACAUGAAAUUGAAAGAAGAAAUUGAACGAUGGAAGGACAGAAAAAUGAAUUUUAUACGAUUUGGAUUAUUAUUUAUCGUUUAUAUAAUAUAUUUAUGUUUUGGAGCUAUGGUGUUUUCACUUGUGGAAGCACCGUUAGAGGAUGAAAUAAGACUUGAUAUUUAUAAUGCACGGAAUUCCUUCAAGGCAAACGCAACAUGUAUUUCAGAUGCAGAACUGGAAGAGUUCAUAGUGAAGAUUGUGCGAGCCACUAAUCGAGGUAUAUCAGCCGUCCGGAAUGUUACAAGUUCAAAUCCGAACUGGAGCUUUGGACAGUCACUGUUCUUUGCCGGCACUGUUAUAACAACCAUUGGUUAUGGUCGCGUCACGCCAUUGUCUGAAGCUGGAAAGGGUUUCUGUGUAUUGUAUGCCAUCAUCGGAAUCCCUCUGACGCUUAUCAUGUUUACUGCGAUUGUCGAGCGUCUGAUGAUUCCAACCUCGUGGUUUCUACAAUUCAUGUUUAGAAAGCUAGGACAUUUGUACAAAGUAUUUCAUAUACAGCUUCUGCAUUUGACAGUUAUUAUCACUCUAGUCAUAGUGUUUUUCUACUUGAUACCAGCCGCUAUCUAUGUAUCAAUAGAACCAAACUGGAACUAUUUGGACGCCUUUUAUUACUGCUUUAUUUCGCUUACAACUGUUGGAUUGGGGGACUAUAUUCCUGGAGACUCUCCUGAUCAACCGCUUCGUCCAUUGUACAAAGUAGCAACUACAUUUUACCUGUUCAUAGGUCUCAUGAUGAUGAUGUUAAUUCUCGCGGUACUCUACGAGAUUCCAGAACUAAAUAUAGGGUUCCAUUUCUAUCUUAAAAGUGAUACAGAUGAGGAUGAGCGUAUGAGGCUACAGUCAUCAGCAACUUCCGGUCAGAAAUAUUCCAAACAGAUAGACGAAGAGCCGGCACCGGCAUCGGAGUACCAGGGUAUUCCUAGCUUUCCUCGACCGCAAGCAACUUAUCAGUCAACGGAUGGUUCUUUACAACAGUCACAGUAGGAGUUUGUGUGUAGUUGUGUAGAAUCAAAUGACACAUUCUAUUUACCUUCUGCAGCAGAUGGAAGUAAGAAUUUAGAAAGAAGUACGAAUGACAAAAUGGAAUGAUGAUUGAAAUUUUAAGUGUUUUGUCAUCGCUGUUUGGAUUUUUUCAAAUAUUCCUUCUAUUUAAAGGCAUUUCUUCGUCAAUACAAAGUCAUAGGAUGCUUCUAAAAGAGUGAAUGACAGCCGCUGCUCUAAAAAAAUAGGUUUGCCUCUGAUUUCUAUAUUAUUUCAAAUUAAAUAAAAUGCAUUUUAUUAUCUUGAAACGGUUUAUCAUGAAGAAACAUUACUACGAACGUUAUAAAGUAUACAGGUGCUUGUCAGUCAAUGUGUAUAGUAUGAAAUGAAAUCAUUGCAUAAGUUGUUGCCAUCCUUUACAUCAAAUAUACGCAUCGCUUUCAAAUUCAGAAGGAAACUAUUAAAAGUGUUCAAGACGUUACAAUUUAUUAACAAUUCAUCAAACGCAGAAAAAGGAAGAAAGAAAAUUUAGCUGGUAACAUGUUUAGUGUAUACUACUUGGUCACGUGAUUUGUGUAUACAAUUGGUAUGCUAUUAUUUUGUAAUUGUUUAUAUUGAAAUUAUUUUCAUUUGAAUGCGUUUUAAAAGUUGAAAUUCUGAUAUUUACAAGAAAGUUCUUACAUUCUGCAGUACAGAGGCAACUUUAACAUAAAGGUGAACAGUUCCGAAUUUUCUGAGUAGUAUGUAUGUUUUGAAAAAAAUAGAUAUUUACUUAGAUAUUAGUUAUAUUUAAAUACGACUGUCGUGACUACCUAUUUAACUUCGACUGGGUAUCAGCUUUUAAUGUAGAUGUAGUAUUAACAAGUUUUACGAACAAUGUGGCUGUAGUUAGUGACAUAGUUUAUUUACAUGUAUAUUGUAUGAACUUACGCCAAAUUGAAUGUACACGUAUUGUAGACGUCAUUUAUGGUUAUUUAUAGUUUCCCGUAACGUUGUACAUGAAAGUGAUAAGCAACCCGUAGCACCGCUGGUACAUUUUUUAGGCUUUAUUUAUUUAUAGUGAUUGUAGCUUUUAAAAUUUUCUAUUCUAGUCGAUCAGUAAUUAGUUUGUUAUCAUGUUGUAAUAAUGUUAAGUGAACUUUGUUCACAUUAUUGUUUCUUAAAACAUAAAAAAACCCAGAUAUAUACUUGUAGUUAAUUUUUGUAUGUAUUCCCCUUUCUUCUAAAAGAAGAGGAUUCUUAGAAGCACUUUACGCUGUCUUGAACAGAUAUAGGUAAUCGCUUAGCUACAUUAUGGUUGAAAGUUAAAUUCAUGUUUUGACCUUGACAUUAAGAUGACGAAAGUUAUAUUCUUCUUUUGACCUUAGCGUUAAGAUGAAAUACAUUCAAAGCAAUAACACGAUUGUGAAAUCAUUUGCAAAAGGAUCUAAACAUAGGCCACGUUUCAUGUAAAGCAAUAGACUUAUCAUUGUCAUGACAAUUUAGUAAGUAAUAAAUUUGAAACACAAAAAAUCUAGUGCAAUGCAGAAUAUAUUUUAUUUUUAUUACCUGAAAUCAAAGUUUUGAAAUUAUCUUCUUAUUAUUGCUGUUUUCUGUAAAAAAUAGAUUUUAGAUAAUAUUAUUGUAUCAGUUAUUGUACAUGUAUGGUGUGUAUGUGCGAGGUAGAUACAAGAUCUUUAGUAAAUAAGUUAUUGGUUGUGAUCUCCUUGUCUUUCUUUGUUAAUCUUCCUGUUGGUUUUAUGGAGGACCAUUGCUCCUUAUAAGCGCAUAUUUUGAGUCCCGAAAUAUGUUUUUAAGUCGUCGACGGGGAUUUCAAAUAUGUCAGCUCGAUCAGUCAUAAGUAGUAACUGUAGUUAAUUGUUUGCACCUUCUCAAAGUGUGUGAUCGAGUUUAUUCUGUAUUACGUAUUUGUAUUUAUUAUUUCCGAAAUCAUAAUGAAUAAGGUUUAGAUAACAGUUUUCGUUUGCACCAAACUAUCAGAAGUGAAACAUAACACUUAGUACAAAUAAUAUAAAUCAAAAAUAGUUUUACAUGGCGCAGAAAUAACAUACUCUAUAAGAUUGAUAAUUGAUGCUAAUAUCAAUUAAUUAUCAACAUUGCAUUUUUUGUCAGAAAACAGUUUAUUAUAUUUGACUAUUCAGAAUGUUAAAUAGUCUUUGGAUUUUUAUAACUUGCUAAAUUAACAUAUUCUGUUGUGGCUCAACUUGAAUUACGAUUAUUUUGGGCGCCAUGCAGUUGGUUGUUACUUCCUGUCUUAUUUACAUUUUUAUAUUUUUUCCAAAUAUAUUUCCAGAUAUUAGUUUAUAUCCUGUUAUAUAUUAUAUAGUCAUUGUUAUUUACAUUUGUUAAUAUCUGCUUAGUGCUGUAUUCUCUCGUCUUCAAUAUUAAAAUAAAUUUUAUAAAUGUC
Molecule: messenger RNA, 3654 nt
Organism: Mercenaria mercenaria
Lineage: Eukaryota; Metazoa; Mollusca; Bivalvia; Venerida; Veneridae
Product: potassium channel subfamily K member 1-like
Exons: 4
Coding region: 228-1250 (340 amino acids)
Biological process (GO): potassium ion transmembrane transport; stabilization of membrane potential
Cellular component (GO): membrane
Molecular function (GO): potassium ion leak channel activity
Source: RefSeq, a predicted model, not a curated record